This is a messenger RNA of Chaetomium strumarium, 1455 nucleotides long. RefSeq names its product 3-oxo-5-alpha-steroid 4-dehydrogenase-domain-containing protein. The coding region runs from base 205 to 1158 and encodes 317 amino acids. Gene Ontology annotation, biological process: very long-chain fatty acid biosynthetic process. Gene Ontology annotation, molecular function: oxidoreductase activity, acting on the CH-CH group of donors. The record is from RefSeq and is a predicted model, not a curated record. Lineage: Eukaryota; Fungi; Ascomycota; Sordariomycetes; Sordariales; Chaetomiaceae. The transcript is spliced from 2 exons.
GUGACCGGACCCUGCCGAGGCAGUCGCUCCGCGGCCGCUGUGGACCCACAUCAACAAGUAAAUAUUGAGGAAUCGGUGAUCGAAUUCUUGUUGUUGAACAUGCUUCUUGCCGCUCCAACAUCAAGCAAUAAAUCCAACUUCCACUCCAAUUAGGUCCAACUAGCAUCCUUUUGCCAUUGCGUCCGACAACCACAAUUCGGCACGAUGGCGGAGCAUAGGAACAAACUCAAGAUCACCAACAAAAAGUCCAGCGAGCCUCUCAAGGGGCUCGUGGAGCUGAUUGACCUGCCCCGCGACGCCACUGUCGAGGAUGCGAAGCGGAUGAUUGCCCGCCAGUCGGGUAUUAGCGACUACAACCGCAUUGGCUUGUACGACCCGAUCUACAGGCAAACGAUUAAGGACCGCAAGGCUAUCGUUUGGGACCAUCCGGACGUUGCCCAGGCCCGUGAGCUGGUCGUCAAAGACCUGGGCCCCCAGGUUGCAUGGCGCACCGUAUAUAUCAUCGAGUACCUCGGGCCAAUUAUCUUCCACGCCCUCAUCCCCCUCGCUCGGCCAUACAUCUACCGGUUCCCGCCGUUCUUGUAUAGGAACGAGAGCGAGACGCCCAUGACGCAGGUGCAAUGGCUGCUAUUCGCCCUGUUCCACCUCCAUUUCCUGAAGCGCGAGUUCGAGACCGUCUUCAUGCACAAGUUCUCGGCCAACACGAUGCCCGCUCGCAACAUUGUCCGCAACUCGGCCUUCUACUGGCUCAUCGCGGGAGUGCUCUGUGCUCUCGAGAUCUACGCCCCCGGCAGCAUGUCCACGCGCAAUGAGCUCGGCCUGCUCGACUACCUGGGCAUGGCGAUCUUUGUGGUUGGCGAGACGUGCAACCUGAUUGUCCACAAGCACCUGGCCAGUCUUAGGAAGCCCGGCGGCACCGAGAAGGGCAUCCCGAACUGCAUCGGCAGCAACCUCGUCACAAGCCCCAACUACAUGUUCGAGGUGAUUGCCUGGGUGGGCGUCAUCCUGAUCAGCCGCAGCUGGGCGGUCGUGUUGUUCAUUUGCACCGGCAUGAUUUACAUGCGCAGCUGGUCCCGCGGUAAGGAGAAGGCCCUGCGCAAGGAGUUUGGCGACAGGUACAAGAAGAAGCGGUACACCAUGCUGCCGGGGCUGAUCUAGUCGGCAUGUAUGGUUGAGCCACUGAGACUGUUCAGGUGUAAGCUGUGCGAUGAAAAACUGUGAUGUUAGGGGCACGCCACUAGCGUUCUGCCAUGAUGGGUAUGGGCUAUAGAUUUAGACAUUGCUCCUUGCAUUAUCCAAGAAGGCGGUGAAGGAUGGGGAUUGGGUGGACGAGUAGAGAGGCGCACUUGGAACACAAGGGAAAGCGUGGGUCGUGAGUAUAACCCAGGGCAGCUCACGUCUCGCUUGAACUCCUGUGAUAGUUUCGAUCUUCGAAUUGUUAUUAAUUAUCUAGGC